AUGAAGCCAGCAGGCACCAUUCUGCUUUUGAUCAGCCUGGCCUGUUUGUUCCUCUACACAGAUGCUGUGAGCCAAGGGGGCUCCAAGGCUUUUUGCAGAAACUAUGAGAAGACACUGGCCACUGAUCCAAAAUCAUGUCCCAAGUUCUACAAACCGGUGUGUGGCACUGAUGGAAAAACUUACAAAAAUCGUUGUGAAUUCUGCCGUACAGCCAUGGAAAGAAGUUUUGGGAAGCUUGGUUUUAAACAUGAAGGGAAAUGCUGA
Molecule: messenger RNA, 264 nt
Organism: Onychomys torridus (southern grasshopper mouse)
Lineage: Eukaryota; Metazoa; Chordata; Mammalia; Rodentia; Cricetidae
Product: serine protease inhibitor Kazal-type 12-like
Exons: 4
Coding region: 1-264 (87 amino acids)
Molecular function (GO): serine-type endopeptidase inhibitor activity; protein binding
Source: RefSeq, a predicted model, not a curated record